AUGUUAAGUCGUUCAAUUUUCAAGAGAAAAGCUUUCCAAUUAAAAGCAAAGACUAGCAUAAUUUCAAACAUAAACUCAAUAUCAUGGAUCGUUUAUCAUGAUACCAUUUCAAUUUGGAAAGCAUUACCUUUUUCAUCAUUUAGUUCUCGACCUUCUAAUCUCACUGCUGCCUCCAUGUUACAUGCAAAAGCUGAUAUCUCAAGAAUUAAAAUCAAUUUUAUGAAGCAUGGGAUCAUUAGUUCUCAGUAUCGUAGCCUUUUUAAUGAAACUACCAUUGAGCAUAAUAAUAAUAAUGAACAAACUAUUAGUAAAAUGACACGUCGGCCUAGGGUUAGAUCUGAGAUUAAAGAACUUCGAAAGAAACAGCAAAAAUUUUUUGAUGAACAUUUAAAUAAAGAUCACGUUUCUUUGGAAUUGUUAGAAGAUUUUCCUGUAUGGCUUGAUAAUUUGGGGCUAAAAUUUCUCGCACCAUGUUUUAAGGAUAAAAAAUGGCAAGAUAUUAUCGAAAUGAAUUCUGAGGAAUUAAAUGAUUUGGGUAUUCGGACACAAAAAAUUCAAAAUUUUUUGUUGAUAAAUUUCUGGUAUGUUAGGAAUUAUAUUGCUUCCCAAAAAGGGAUCAAAUUACUACCAUCCAAACAGUUGGAGAUGCUAUUAAAUAGAAAAGAAUUUUAUGAAAAUAAUUAUGAUAAAACUAUAAACUACGAAUUAUUAGAAGAUUUUCCCGUGUGGCUUGAAGGUCUUGGUUUAAAACAUCUGGCGCGUCAUUUUGAAGGAAAAAAGUGGGAAGAAAUAAUAGAAAUGGAUUGGCAAGCUUUGGAUGUUUUAGGCAUUGAAUCUCGACUAAUCCGAGCUAAAUUAGUUAGUCAUUUUUGGAAAGUUAAAAGGGAUAUUGCUGCUAAAAAAGGAUUAACCUUACCAGAAAAAGAAGAAAAACAUAGACGAGAGCUUACUGUGGAAGAGAGGGAAAUUAUUGCUCAGCGCGAAAAAUUUUACAAAGAUAAUUAUAUUAAUAUUAAUUAUAAAUUAUUAGAAGAUUUCCCCGCAUGGCUUGAUGGACUUGAUUUGAAAUAUCAUAUUUCACAGUUCGAAGGAAAAACUUGGAAUGAGGUUAUCAAUUUGGAUUCACAGGGUUUAAUAAAUAUUGGUGUCAAAUAUUUUACGCCCAGGGAAAAGUUGCUUUCAUGUUUUUGGUUUGUCCAACGUGAUCUUGCAACGAAACAAGGUACAAAGUUGCCAUCAAUAGAAUUAGUUAGACAUCGGAGGUUUUUCAAAGAUCGACUCGCUGCUGGAUCAAUUCCACCAGAAAUGGUAGCAGAAAUUCAAGGCAAAAAAGCC
Dentiscutata heterogama is the source of this 1335-nucleotide messenger RNA. The record is from the annotation of a GenBank genome assembly. Lineage: Eukaryota; Fungi; Glomeromycota; Glomeromycetes; Diversisporales; Gigasporaceae.